UUGUCCUCUACCCUUCUCUUUCUCCUCCCUUUACCUUAUCUCCUGUACUAGUGCUUGCCAAGUCCCAGGUGUCCACACACUGUAGAACGUCAGGGAGCUGGCAGACUCUGGACCUGUAAUUACCAAAGGUUGUCUGGGGACACAUAAUAUGCAGGUCCCUUCAUUUUGCCUCUUUUGUCUAAAAAUGAAAUUCUAGUAAGCGUCACUUUCGGUGUCGUUACUUUCAAUGAGUGAGUCAUUCCGAAUUUGAAGCCUCUACCUCUUCGUGUGAGAAUUAGUAAAAUGAGGAACACUAAACCAUUUUAAUUUGGAACAGAAAGACCCUAUGAAAACUGAGGUGUUGCUGCUGGAAUUGGUAAAAACACAACUUAAACCUUCUUUUUAGGAAGUUUUGAGACCAAAGACCAUAAUAAAGCACACUUAGGAGCUUGCUUCAAGAGAAUGUUGUCCCUAAUCCACACGUCUCCUUACUACUUUUUCGUGUGCCUUUAUAAACUCCUUCACCAUCUGACCAAGACGUUUCCUAAUGACCAGUGCCAACAAUUUGGCUUUAUCCCAUUCUCAUUUCAUAAGCAAUGAAUGGUACGGCUGCAACACCAUGAAAUUAAUUCCUAGAAGUCACAAAACAAGAUUUUGACAUGGUAACUCACUUAACGUUCCCUUCUGGAUAAGAUACCGGAGGCCUUGGUGCAGGGAAUUCUUGAGAGAAAACAAUAGGAGGAUGAGGGAUUGUGACGGGCUUUCUCCCCCACUGAAGAAAAACAUCAAUAACCCUGUUGACAGCGUAAAGCGGUGCUUCUAUCUGGGGUCAAGGCCAGAACAAUGGACACCUUAUCCCACUCAUCCUCUUCCUCUGAUAAAGCCCCAACCAGUACUGUAAAGUCUUUUUUCGUAAGAGCCUAGUGACCUUUUUCAAAAAGUGCUUGAAAAAGAAGAGACGAAGGACAACUGGAAUUAAGAGGAUUUCCAGUCUGUUGCGGUGGCUGGUCUAGAAGGAUGUCUCAAUUCCUGCUUCUCACCUGCGUCUUUCUCACCAUCACACCUGCAUCACCAAUGGCCCUAGAUCCCUGCUCUGCUUACAUCAGUUUGAAUGAGCCAUGGAGGAACACCGACCACCAGUUUGAUGAGUCUCAAGGCGCCCCUCUAUGUGACAAUCACGUGGAUGGGGAGUGGUAUCGCUUCACAGGCAUGGCAGGGGAUGCCAUGCCCACCUUCUGCAUACCUGAAAACCACUGUGGAACCCAUGCACCUGUCUGGCUCAAUGGUAGCCACCCUCUAGAAGGUGAUGGCAUCGUGCAACGCCAGGCCUGCGCAAGCUUCAGUGGGAACUGCUGCCUCUGGAACACCACGGUGGAGGUCAAGGCUUGUCCGGGUGGCUACUAUGUAUAUCGUCUGACCAAGCCCAGUGUCUGCUUUCAUGCCUACUGUGGUCAUUUUUAUGACAUCUGUGAUGAGGACUGCCACGGCAGCUGCUUGGACACCAGUGAAUGCACGUGCUCUCCGGGAACUGUGCUAGGUCCUGACAGGCAGACAUGCUUCGAUGAAAAUGAAUGUGAGCAAAACAAUGGUGGCUGCAGUGAGAUCUGUGUAAAUCUGAAAAAUUCAUAUCGCUGUGACUGUGGGGUUGGUCGUGUGCUAAGAAGUGAUGGCAAGACAUGUGAAGACAUUGAAGGAUGCCACAAUAACAAUGGUGGCUGCAGCCAUCUUUGCCUGGUGUCUGAGAAGGGCUAUCAGUGUGAAUGUCCCCGGGGCUUGGUGCUGUCUGAGGAUAACCACACAUGCCAAGUCCCCGUGUUGUGCAGGUCAAAUACCAUUGAAGUGAGCAUCCCCAGGGACCUGGUUGGCGGUCUGGAGCUCUUCCUGACCAACACCUCCUGCCGAGGAGUGUCCAACGGCACCCACGUCAACAUCCUCUUCUCCCUCAAGACGUGUGGCACAGUGGUCAAUGUGGUAAAUGACAAGAUCGUGGCAAGCAACCUUGUGACAGGUCUACCCAAGCAGACCCCAGGGAGCAGCGGGGACAUCAUCAUCCGAACCAGCAAACUGCUGAUCCCAGUGACCUGCGAGUUUCCACGCCUGUAUACCAUUUCAGAAGGCUAUGUUCCUAACCUUCGAAAUACCCCACUGGAAAUCAUGGGCCGCAGUCAUGGAAUCUUCCCAUUCACUCUGGAGAUCUUCAAGGACAAUGAGUUUGAAGAGCCUUACCGGGAAGCUUUGCCCACCCUCAAGCUUCGAGACUCCCUCUACUUUGGCAUUGAGCCUGUCGUGCACGUGAAUGGCUUAGAAAGCCUAGUGGAGAGCUGCUUUGCCACCCCCACCUCCAAGAUCGAUGAGAUCCUGAAGUACUACCUCAUCCAGGAUGGCUGUGUUUCAGAUGACUCAGUGAAGCAGUACACAUCACGAGACCACUUAGCAAAGCACUUUCAGGUUCCUGUCUUCAAGUUUGUGGGCAAAGACCACAAGGAAGUGUUUCUGCACUGCCAGGUCCUUGUCUGUGGAAGGCUGGACGAGCAUUCUCGCUGUGCUCAGGGCUGCCACCGGCGAAUGCGUCGUGAGGCAGUAGAGGGAGAGGAUACAGCUGGUCUGCAGAGCCAGAUGCUGACUGGCGGCCCGAUCAGCAUCGACUGGGAGGACUAGGACCACCCAACACCCGAGUGCUGGCUUUGGGCCACCCACCUCUUUGGAACUUCUCCCUACGCCCUCUGAGAGCACCAAUCAACACCCUAGAACAUGGCGCUUCUUUGAACCUUAUACUGUGGGUUUAGACAGACUCCCGGAACUGACUCAUUCUGACUCCGGCUGCUGGGUCAGGAAAGGUCACCUCACUGCUGACUGAUCCAACCCACGGGCUUCAUCUUCCCAACGUCGAAAGCUAUGCUGUCCCUGCAAGAAAGCAGCUCACCCUGCUCCCCACAUUUCCUUCCUACAAUAAAACACCUCGUGUAGGAUGCAAUAGGACCACUAAGAUCAAAAGUCGGGCAUGCUCUUCUGAAGUAUAAACUUAAAACAAAUUAAAUGGUUGCUUGAAAUUAUGACCUAAAUACCCAGCAACUCCUUAAAUAUGUAAAUAAUAAUCAUUCCCUGAAAUUUCAACUCAAACGCAGAGUAGUUAUAGGAGAUUCGGAAGUUUAUCAAUAUAAGUGUGUACUAAAAAAUAUUAUUUGAUUUUCCUCUUGCACAGUGUUUUCUUUUGAUGUUUUUAUAUUACGCGAAAUGUUUUCAAUUAAUAAAUAUUAAUAAAUGUAUCGACAUGCA
This is a messenger RNA of Felis catus (domestic cat), 3255 nucleotides long. RefSeq names its product oncoprotein induced transcript 3 (gene OIT3). Bases 997 to 2637 code for a protein of 546 amino acids. NCBI's taxonomy places the organism in Eukaryota, Metazoa, Chordata, Mammalia, Carnivora, Felidae. The transcript is spliced from 9 exons. Gene Ontology annotation, molecular function: calcium ion binding. The record is from RefSeq and is a predicted model, not a curated record.